Molecule: messenger RNA, 520 nt
Organism: Lutzomyia longipalpis
Lineage: Eukaryota; Metazoa; Arthropoda; Insecta; Diptera; Psychodidae
Product: cytochrome c oxidase assembly factor 6 homolog
Exons: 2
Coding region: 195-461 (88 amino acids)
Biological process (GO): respiratory chain complex IV assembly
Cellular component (GO): respiratory chain complex IV; mitochondrion
Source: RefSeq, a predicted model, not a curated record
AAAUUAUCCGAGGAAUUUUUCAUUGGAGAUUUACCGAAAAUUGCAUAAAGGCAAUAUAAUCGCAUAACCUAAAAAGAUAAGAAAAAAUAUCCUGCAAGAGUUCUAUACAAAUAUUACCCAAGAACGCCUCAUCUUACUUUGUGCACUGCCGGCCAACUGAAGAAACAAAAAUCUAAUUAAUUUUCUUUAACAACAUGAGUGAGUUUCCGACUAAAGAGGAGAGAACACAAUGUUGGAAUAACAAGGAUCGCUACUGGGAGUGUUUAGAUAAAAAUGCACCCACGCAUAGUACAACGGGUGGUGAUGCAGAACCCAAAGCAUGUCUCGAAUUGAGAAAAGCAUUUGAGAAGAGUUGUCCGGGUCAGUGGGUGAAACACUUCGAUCGGAAAAGAAGCUACGAAUUGUUCAAAAGGCGAAUGGAGAGUGGAUACGAUCCAUUAGAUAAAUCAGCAAAAUCAUAAUUUACAAAUUAAUGUGUAUUCUGUACAUAUAUUUAGAAAUAUAGUUUACUUUACAUUAA